Molecule: messenger RNA, 465 nt
Organism: Lizanozyma spartinae
Lineage: Eukaryota; Fungi; Ascomycota; Pichiomycetes; Serinales; Debaryomycetaceae
Gene: HIGD2A
Exons: 2
Coding region: 1-465 (154 amino acids)
Biological process (GO): mitochondrial respirasome assembly
Cellular component (GO): mitochondrion
Source: RefSeq, a predicted model, not a curated record
AUGGCAUCUAGACUUCCAGGGAAGAUGCCUUCAUCGUUUGAAGGUGAUGACGAGACCGAGGAGGAGAACAUCUUGCAAAAGAUGUGGUUUAAAAGUAAACAACAACCAUUGGUGCCAUUUGGAACUCUUGCCACCACUGUAGCUAUUAUCUUGGCUACCAAAUCUAUUAGACAAAAGGAUCGUAUCAAUACACAGAAGUAUUUCAGAUAUAGAGUUGGAUUCCAAGCAUUCACAUUGGCUGCAUUAGUCAUUGGUGGAUGGUACUACCAAUCCGAAACAGAACAGCAAAAGAUCACAAGAGAAGAAGCAAUGAAGGUUAAGGCUAAAGCCAGAGAAAAGUUAUGGAUCGAAGAACUAGAAAGAAGAGAUGCCAUCAUUCAAGAAAGAAAGAAACGUCUUGAGAGCUCUAAAUCUGAAUUGAAACGGGUGGCUGAAGAAGGCUUCAAGAGUGAAGAGUCCAAAUAA